GCUGGCCCGGCCGCCUUGUCAGUGUGCCUGUGGUAGUGAGAGAGUGCGAGGCAAGUGGGUGGUCUGAUGCUUGUAGGGCUUGAGAGUGGCAGUCGUGUAGGCAUGCGCGAUCCAUUGCUCGGCUCGCCAGACGAGAGCAGCCCUCGCAGCUUCGUUGCGCUCUCGUUUGUCGUGGCAGCCUUGGCCGCUCUUAGCAUCGCAAGCAUUGUGAUGGGCGAGACGGUGACGGAGCGGCUAGCGCAGACCGCCAAAAACCAGAUGGCCGGCGCCACGGAAAUGACUUCACAGACGGCCAGUGCCAAGACGGCCGGCGCGGAGAGUCGAGACGGCUUCUGGUACGGCGUGAGCCUCGGCGGCUGGCUCGUCAUCGAGAUCAACCCCGCGAGGCGAAGCAGCGUCUCCUCCCCCGACGUGCGGCCGCAGUGGAUGUUCGACGAGGUCGAGGCCGCGUCUGAGCUCGACUUCGUCACGACGCUGCGCUCUUCCCGCGGCGACGCGUACGCUGUUCGCACGAUGCGCAACCACUGGAGCAACUACAUUUCGGACGACAUGCUCGACGCUGCAGCGGCGCUCGGCGUCGACGCCGUGCGGAUUCCCGUCGGCUACUGGAUUGUGGACGCGCCGGUCAACAGCAGGUCCGGCUCCGCCCUCGAGUACGGCUUCUCCCCCGAGGGAUUCGUCACCGGCGGGCUCAACUACCUCGGCCGCAUGCUCGCCCGGCUGCGGGCGCGCUCGAUGGUGGCGCUGAUCGACGUGCACGCGCUGCCGUGCAACAGCGGCUGCGUGAGCGACGGCAUCGAUUGCGCAAACCCGCUCGCCUUCUCGGCCGACGCGCUCGUCGGCGACAUUCCCCGUUGCACGGGCGCGUGUGAGCUGACCGGUGGCGAGCGGGUGUGCGACGGCCAGGUGUACCACACGCGACGCGGCGGCGGCGGCGGCAGCCGGCGGUGGGUGGACGUCGGCCUGCGGAGCAUCGCCUCCCUCGCCGAGUGGGUGGCGGCGCUUCCCGCGGCGGACGCGGCGGCGGUGGCGGGGCUGCAGCUCGCCAACGAGCCCGCGCUAAACUCGGACGGGCACGACGACGCCGUCAAGGCCUACUACCGCGCCGCGGUGACGGCGGCCCGCGCGCACCUUCCGUCGCUGCCGCUCUAUCUCUCGUUCAUUCCGCCCAACGACGAGGCCGUGCCGGCCUUCGUGGCGGGGCUGGUGGCGGCCGGCGCGGGGAGGCUCGUCAUCGACCAACACUGGUACCUGAACUGGGUGAGCCCGCCCGGCUCCCCGCUCGGGUGGGAGGAGAUGCACCGGCGGGCGUGCAGCGAGGCGGCGCAGACGUGGCGCCCCUACGUCGCCGCCGGGCUGCCUCUCAUCCUCGGCGAGUGGAGCCUCGCGACGAACCACGACGAGCACGUGGACAUCGCCGACGCGGCGGCCAGGGCGCAGCUGCGGCGCCUCUUCCUCGCGCAGCUCGCCGCCUUCUCCGCCGACGCGGGCGUGCUCGGCGCCUUCUUCUGGACUCUGCGCAUGGGCUCGGGGUGGGACCCGCGCCCCACCGACGCGGCGCCCGACGGCAGCCAGCGCGAGGGCAGCAGCGCGUGGCGCAGCCGCGACGGCUACCCCUACCGCGUCUGGUCGCUCCUCGAGAUGGCCGAGCAGGGCGUCGUGCCGCGACGCGAGGAGGCGAUGGCGGCCGCCCGGACAGUGUGCCGUGGGGCGGGCGAGUGAGGGUGGCAGACUGGCAGUACCGCGUGCGCCUGAUGCGUGGCGGCCAAGAAAUAGACCGGUGUCCUUACCUAACCAAUUGGCAUCCUACCAACCAUCUUGCACACUCGAGACCGUAGAAAGCUCUACGUCUAGGGGGAGAGUCCGAUGCACAGGCUUCUGUGUUUCAGAGUUUGUGUGUGUGGCUUUUCUGUGCCGCGACGCGCGAGGACGACGCAUGACGGCUUCUGGGUUCAUCUGUGAGAGUCGUGAUUUCUC
Messenger RNA from Emiliania huxleyi CCMP1516, 1977 nucleotides. RefSeq lists its product as hypothetical. The coding region runs from base 67 to 1722 and encodes 551 amino acids. Gene Ontology annotation, biological process: glucan catabolic process. The transcript has a single exon. Gene Ontology annotation, molecular function: beta-glucosidase activity. Gene Ontology annotation, cellular component: cell surface; extracellular region. Lineage: Eukaryota; Haptophyta; Isochrysidales; Noelaerhabdaceae. The record is from RefSeq and is a predicted model, not a curated record.